Molecule: messenger RNA, 1591 nt
Organism: Ictalurus punctatus (channel catfish)
Lineage: Eukaryota; Metazoa; Chordata; Actinopteri; Siluriformes; Ictaluridae
Gene: arl8ba
Product: ADP-ribosylation factor-like 8Ba
Exons: 7
Coding region: 112-672 (186 amino acids)
Biological process (GO): anterograde axonal transport; protein transport
Cellular component (GO): lysosomal membrane
Molecular function (GO): GTP binding; GTPase activity
Source: RefSeq, a predicted model, not a curated record
UCAUAUGACAAGCGGGCAGUUCCUCCCAAACAUCCUGCUGCUGUUGCUGCUCACAGCCCGAGUGCGUUCACACAAACAAAGCCAAAGUGGGGGAAUUUAUCACUCGGAGAAAUGUUGGCGCUGAUUAACCGUUUCCUAGACUGGGUUAAGUCCCUGUUCUGGAAGGAAGAGAUGGAGUUAACGCUUGUUGGGCUUCAGUACUCAGGCAAAACCACGUUUGUCAAUGUGAUAGCUUCUGGACAGUUCAGUGAAGACAUGAUUCCAACAGUUGGAUUCAACAUGCGGAAGGUCACGAAAGGAAACGUCACGAUUAAGAUCUGGGAUAUAGGGGGACAACCCAGGUUUAGGAGCAUGUGGGAACGGUACUGUCGAGGAGUGAAUGCCAUAGUGUACAUGGUGGAUGCAGCAGAUCGAGACAAAGUAGAAGCGUCCAGGAACGAGCUGCAUAAUCUGUUAGAGAAACCACAGUUACAAGGAAUCCCUGUAUUGGUACUUGGUAACAAGAGGGAUCUACCUAAUGCGUUGGAUGAGAAACAGCUUAUUGAAAAAAUGAACUUGGCUGCUAUUCAAGACCGGGAGAUCUGCUGCUACUCCAUUUCGUGCAAAGAGAAAGACAACAUUGACAUCACACUGCAGUGGCUCAUCCAGCAUUCGAAAACACGGAGAAGUUGAAAGCCAUGUUUCAGAUACAUGUGCUGACAUGUUCUUCUCACGCCCCAUCCUGCUUACUCUGUGAAACUGUACAGUCGUCCCAUCACACUAUUUCCACCACUGUUGAUGUCCCAGUCUUCUGAACCUGUCGCUAAAUGAUGUAAGCCUGCAGUUUCCAGCCAACACCUCCUCCCUCCUCCUUUGAGAAGAUCUCCCACCUGCUAAAACAAAAGCUCAGCAGCUUCUACAAACUAGCUUCACUUUCUUGAGGGUCUUAACCUCCAAUCAGUCCUAUUUUCAGAUCAUGGGAGAAUGAGGACAUUUGUUACCCCCCCCCCCCCCCCCCCCCCCAAACUAAAUUAUACCAGGCCUUGUUCAUGUGAGAAUGUAAUUACGUAUGAAUGUUGCCUCUCUUUUGACCGUUUCGCUCUCUCUUCUUUUGGCCAAAACGUUUCUCCUGAGGAACCAGUUUGUAAUAUUUAUCUGAGGAGCGAUUCGAUAAGUCAGCAAAAUAUAUUGACAAGUAUGUACAAAUAUUGAUCACGUAAAAAUUUUUACUAUGUUGAGCAGAAAUCUAUUUAAGUGAAUGUAUGGAAGGGUUAGAUGUAGUUGUUCCUUAAACUCAGUGAUGUCUUGCUGUUGGUAUGCUGGGAGGGAGAGGCGGCGAAGUUCAAAGUGCCUUGUGCAGCAGACUUCUCUCUGAAGCGGAACAGUAUGCCAGGUGUGUCUACCUGGAACCCGUUCACCUAUUAAGAAAUUAAAUGAUUAAAAUAUGCAUGCUUUUAAGGUAGAUUAUUGUACCAUUGUGAACAACAUUUUUGCUUUGAUCUCAGUAAAGAGAGGAAAAAUAUUUGAAGCCCUCACUAUCAAUGCACUUUUGUAAAUAUGAACCAAUAAAUAAUUCUUGACAUCUGAAAGAAAAGCAUAUUUUGUAAAUUAA